UGCGGCAGGUUGAUUGACGUGGGAACCCGCCAAUCAGCGGCCGGCGGGUGGGUGGCAGAUGUGAGGCACUCUUGGCCCUCUCUGGCUGCAAGGGAUGGCAGGAUGUGGCCGCAAGCGGAGGAUUGCUGAGGAGGAGGAGGAUAAGGACGAGGAGGAGCUCGACGAGCUGGCUUGCCGCUGGGAGUGGGAAGGGGACGGCGGCGUUUGGAACGUUUACUCCGGCGAGCACGCGCAGGAUAUUUCGCAGGCCUUGCGAUCUGGAAAUACCUCCGUUCAGCUGUGUCUCCCUUCGAACAUCACCUUACGAGUGGAUUUGAAGAAAAUGAUUCAGAAGAACAGCCGGACGGGCUUUGAGAGGAGCGUUCGCUACGCUGUGAAAGCACAGGAGGACUAUUAUGUCUGGCAGUGGCAGGAUGAAGACGCCCUCUGGCACCCCUACAGCGCCACGGUGUCCGCUGACCUGGAGCGGGCGAGGAGGAAGGGGGCAGGGCCUGUCGCCGUGGCCAUCGGUCGGGUCCGCUACCUCCUGGACGUCGGGAGGAUGAGGCAGGUCAACGGCAAGACCAAGUUCGAGCAGAUGAUGAGCCGCAUCCAGUCAGAUGCCAUCGGCGUGGCAGCACCGAGCAGCCUCCCGCAGCCAGCUGGGACGUCCGAAGCCUCGUCUGCAGGGUCCGUCGCCACGAAGAAGCCACGCAAAAACCCCAGGGAGCAGCUGGAGAAGGAGGCCGGCGGCAAUCAGCAGGCGGGAGGGGACAGCCAGGAAACGGUGAAGAUGAUGAUCGUCAAGGGCAAAGCAGCCGUGGACUCGGAGUGUCAAGCGAAACAGGGCAAGGCACACGUGUACUGCGAGGGGGACGAUGUGUACGACGCACUCUUAAACCAGACAAACUUGCAGUUCAACAACAACAAGUACUAUAUCAUUCAGCUACUGGAAGACGAUGGGAAGAGAAAUUUCAGUGUCUGGCUGCGAUGGGGCAGAGUUGGAAAGGCUGGGCAAAACAACCUGAUCUCAUGUGGAAAUGAUCUGAAUAAAGCCAAGGAGAUUUUUGAGAAGAAGUUCCUCGACAAGACGAAGAACGACUGGUCCAGGAGGGCGCGCUUCGAGAAAGUGGCCGGCAAGUACGACAUGCUGAGCCGGGACUACAGCGGCGACGCCCCCGCGGGCAAGGAGAAGGGGAAGGCUGGGAAAGGGACCAAGGCCCCUGCCGUGGAUUCGAAGCUAGACCAGCGGGUUCAGGAGCUGAUUGAGCUGAUCUGCAACAUUCAGGCGAUGGAGGAGAUGGUGGUUCAGAUGAAGUACGACACCAAGAAGGCUCCACUAGGUAAGCUGACCAGUGCUCAGAUUAAGGCCGGCUACCUCUCCCUCCAGAAGAUCGAGGGCUGCAUUAACCGAAGCAUGACUGGGAAGGCCCUGGUGGAGGCCUGCAACGAGUUCUACACCAGGAUACCGCACGACUUCGGGCUGAGGACCCCUCCUUUGAUCAGAACCAAGAAGGAACUGCAGGAGAAAAUUGGACUGCUGGAGGCCCUGAGCGACAUCGAGGUUGCCAUCCAAGUGGUGAAUUCGGAACUGGAGAGCGCGGAGAAUCCGCUGGACCAACAAUAUCGCUCCCUCCACUGCAGCCUCCAGCCGCUGGAGCACACCACACCGGAAUUUAAGCUAAUCGAGAAGUAUCUGAAGACCACCCACGCCGCCACUCACAAUGACUACACCAUGAAGCUACUGGAGGUCUUCGACAUGGAGAAGGAUGGAGAGGGCGACUUGUUCCGCACUGACCUGGGUAACAGGCAGCUGCUGUGGCACGGCUCACGCCUAUCCAACUGGGUGAGCAUCCUGAAGCAGGGGCUGCGAAUUGCCCCUCCCGAGGCUCCUGUCACCGGCUACAUGUUUGGAAAGGGAAUAUAUUUUGCCGACAUGUCCUCCAAGAGUGCCAACUAUUGCUUUGCCACCCGUGAACAAAACGUCGGACUGCUGUUGUUGUGUGAGGUGGCCCUCGGUGAGUGUAACAAGCUUCUGGUCGCCGACUACGACGGUGAUAAACUGCCCCCCGGGAAGGACAGCACCAUGGGCUUGGGCAGGAUAGCCCCGGACCCUAAAAGCAACAUCGAGCUUAACGGCGCACUGGUUCCCAUGGGCCCUGGGACGGAGACGGGGGUGGAGAACCUGAACGGCUACACCCUGAACUACAACGAGUACGUGGUCUACAACCCGACGCAGGUCCACAUGAGAUACCUGCUCAAGGUCCGCUUUGACUUCGCCUCGCUGUGGUGAGCAACAUGCGGCGCGACAGGCAACAGCAACAAAAACAACAACAACUUGCAUUCGUUUGGCACCUUUUGGUGCCUUCGCAAGACUGUUACCGAGCAAAACAGGACACUGGGCCAGGCAGAGGAGGCCCUCGGGCAGGCGAGUGAAAGCUGGGGUGGGGGGUGUGGUGGGGGG
Messenger RNA from Carcharodon carcharias (great white shark), 2443 nucleotides. RefSeq names its product poly (ADP-ribose) polymerase 2 (gene parp2). The transcript has 19 exons. Lineage: Eukaryota; Metazoa; Chordata; Chondrichthyes; Lamniformes; Lamnidae. Gene Ontology annotation, molecular function: NAD+ poly-ADP-ribosyltransferase activity; zinc ion binding. The coding region runs from base 95 to 2272 and encodes 725 amino acids. The record is from RefSeq and is a predicted model, not a curated record.